AUGCCCAAACCCUCCACCUACCAAGCGUUACCAAAGGAUGACAUCCCCGCCAACUCCAAGAUGAACGCCGCCUCGUCGAACCACACCUCCACCACCGGUCUUCCACCCAACAUCUUCGCUGCACCAGCUAAAGUUCCUGCGGGGUCUGGGCUGAGCGAGGUGGAGAAGAAGGAGACGAAGGAGACGAACCCGGAGUUGGUUGCGGCUAUGGAAAAGCCGGAGGCGGGUACAGUGGUGGAAUGGAAGGAGGUGGAGGCAUUGCGGGCGAAGAAGCGGGAGGAGGUGGAGGCAUUGGCGGAGGAGUGGGAGAAGAAGAAAAAGAAGAAGAAGAAGAAGGAAGAGGAGAAAAGGAAGAGGAGGAGGGGGAGGAGGACAGCACCGAAGACGACUGGGACAGCCUCGCGGGCAAUCCAGACUCCAGCGACAUGGAGGACCAAGAAGGCGAGAUGGUAG
Molecule: messenger RNA, 453 nt
Organism: Podospora pseudocomata
Lineage: Eukaryota; Fungi; Ascomycota; Sordariomycetes; Sordariales; Podosporaceae
Exons: 3
Coding region: 1-453 (150 amino acids)
Source: RefSeq, a predicted model, not a curated record